CUGGAAGAAGAGGCUGGGAGCAGAUAGGAAAUAUAUGAUGCUGUUGAGGUGGCUUAUACCCAAGAAUCUCGACGAAACAAGAGAUACACCGCCACAGGUUUAUAAUGCACAGGUGUACUGGUGCUGCUUGCUGGCGUCUUCGAUGGCUGUGGUUAUCGGGUACGAUAGCGGGUUCACAUCAGGAAUGGUUAGCCUGUACAGUUUCCAGUCUGAGUUUGGUAUCGACGUGAUGGAGCCGCUGGAACGGUCUCAAACGCUGGAAAGAAUCAUUUCGCUGUUCCAGGCUGGCGCGCUCUGCGGCACGCUGUUGAUCUAUCCACUGGGACAGCUGUACGGGCGUAAGUUGAGCUUUGUUGUUAUCACAGCUGUUUUGCUUCUUGGUUCAGUAUUGCAACUGUUUGCCAACAGCGAGAAUGGGCUAUGGCCCAUGUACCUCGGCAGGUUUUUAAGCGGCAUUGGUAUAGGCUCCUUUUCGAACUUGGGCCCAAUCUAUAUAGUUGAGUUGAGCGUCCCAAGUAUAAGGGGACAGCUGGUUGGGUUUUACGAGAUUGCAUGGCAAAUUGGAGGAGUGAUGGGGUUCUGGAUCAACUACAUAACGUCUGUGACGAUCGAUGACUCUCAGAGGAUCCAAUGGUUAAUACCUUGCUCGCUGCAGUUGUUACCACCGGUGUUAUUUGCGUCCCAGCUGUACACCUUAAUCGAGUCCCCCAGAUGGCUGUACAGCGUCGGGCUUACUGACGAGGCACUGAUAAACCUGUGUAGGUUGAGAGACCUCUUACCAGAUGAUCCAUAUAUCGAGUAUGAGGCCUCCACCAUUGACAGGGAACACCAUGAAAAGAUAAGACAGGUCGGGUCGAGCCUGUGGGACCCAUUCAGAUGUAUCUUUAAAACCCAUCAGCUGAGGAUACGGCUGCUGAUGUCAAUGUCACUGUUCGUGAUGCAAAACACGCUCGCAGUCAACGCGGUCAACUACUACUCCCCAAGGAUAUUCCAGACGAUGGGGGUGAGCUCUCUGAGUGCCUCACUGCUCUCAACAGGAGUAUUUGGUGUGAUAAAGGGCAUCUGCUGUUUACUCUGGUCCAUGACGAUUGUCGACCGUUAUGGCCGGAGACCGUGUCUAAUUGUGGGACUCGUCGUGUGUGCGCUGUGCUUCACCUAUAUCGGGUUCUACAUCAAGCUUGCUAACCCAGCUCUGGGCAAGGAGCCCCACGACGGUGCAGACUCCCGGCUGGGAACAGGCGGGCUCUUUGCACUGCUCGUGUUCUACGUAUGGACAGUGUCGUAUGGUCUCUCGUGGAGUGGGACACCGUGGGUUUGGAACUCGGAGGUCUUCCCCACCAACGUGCGCACCGCCUCCAGCGCACUCAACUCGUGUUCCAACUGGGCGUGUGCGUACGUGAUGGCGAGAUUCUCCGAGGAGAUGAUCGACUCCUUAGGGUACGCAACCUUCUGGGUGUUUGCCCUCGGGAUGGCGAUAUCGUUACCCGUCUUUUACCUCUUCUACCCAGAGACAAAGGGCGUUCCUGUCGAGUUCAUGGAUCAGCUGUUCAACUACAACGCUCCACAGGCUCACUCCAUUGUCCAUGGAUACCUCGAGACUCACAAGCACGAUGGACUAGACGACAUCCCGGAGCACCUGAGCGUGCUCUCAUGAGCCGGAAUGACCCAGCGCGUCAGAGCACCCAGACCCUUAUCUUGAAAACCCCAACACCCGCGCCCUUAUCUCUGUUUUCCCCUGUUUAUCUGUUUUUAUAACAAUUACGUCAUAUGCAGCAGAGGAGGCC
Williopsis jadinii is the source of this 1784-nucleotide messenger RNA. Its product is annotated as sugar porter family MFS transporter. The transcript has a single exon. Gene Ontology annotation, biological process: transmembrane transport; carbohydrate transport. Gene Ontology annotation, molecular function: carbohydrate:proton symporter activity. Gene Ontology annotation, cellular component: membrane. The record is from RefSeq and is a predicted model, not a curated record. The coding region runs from base 35 to 1654 and encodes 539 amino acids. NCBI's taxonomy places the organism in Eukaryota, Fungi, Ascomycota, Saccharomycetes, Phaffomycetales, Wickerhamomycetaceae.